Messenger RNA from Branchiostoma belcheri (Belcher's lancelet), 1142 nucleotides. RefSeq names its product hyaluronan and proteoglycan link protein 1-like. The coding region runs from base 86 to 682 and encodes 198 amino acids. The record is from RefSeq and is a predicted model, not a curated record. The transcript is spliced from 5 exons. Gene Ontology annotation, biological process: cell adhesion. Gene Ontology annotation, molecular function: hyaluronic acid binding. Lineage: Eukaryota; Metazoa; Chordata; Leptocardii; Amphioxiformes; Branchiostomatidae.
CGAACCGUCGUGUGAGAGCGCGCACACCGGCCGAGGGGAGUGCUGCACCCGACACCUGACAACAACUCACCCACACCUUUGGAAUAUGCUGUUCUUCACUACAAGCCUGUGGCUCCUGCUGAGCCUCCUGGCGCCCGGGAGUUCCGGGGAUGAGUUGGACGGGCCCUAUGGGUACGGUGGAGACGCCGAGAUGGGUGCCCCCUCCUUCCCCCUGGCCAACGAUGUAGGUGAAGCAUCUGCAGACGAGAUAGAGUCGUUGAUGGGAGGCAAGGAGAGCGGGCAAAACCUGCUGGGCCGACUGAACGCCCUACUAGAGAAAAGGGGAUAUGGACACGGAGGGCACGCGAGCCUGACUGACGUGAUAAGCGACCUGUGCCAGGUUACACCGAGACUGGGACGAAUCUUCGAGGUGCACUCGCCAGCAGGAGGCUACAAGUACGACUUAGACGAAGCGAAACACGCCUGCGAACAGCAGGGCGCGACCCUGGCCUCCUAUCACCAGCUGUACGAGGCCUGGCAGGACGGGCUGGAGAUGUGCAAGUGUGGGUGGCUGUCGGACGGGACCGCUCGCUACCCCAUGCAUACAAAGAAAUACCAAUGCGGCACAAUUGGCAUCAACAAGUGUACAUGGCAAGCCACGUACGACGCCUGGUGCUUCCGCAAGUUGAGCAUCUGUGGCUGAAGCACGGAUAUCGUAUCCAGAAAAGUGCACUCUCUAACAUUUGCACAGAUAAUACACAAAGAUACAUUAAAUUUUGGACGCAAUUUUGACCUUUUAUUCUGCUUGUAACCAGGGAUAGCUUGACCUGGCUGAAUGUUUUACUAAAUCAGCAUUGUACUUAGAAGAACUUUAUUGCACAAUUGUACGUGGUACAAUAUAUGGUGACAACUAUGAGCAGUACAAAACGAGGUAUAUAAUAAAACAUGUAUAACAUACCAAUUGCUAAACAAGAAGGGCUAGCAUACGUUUUUGAGUUUUGGUACUCGUCGAAGUUCUUUUUUAGUUUCUUAGAACAAAGCAGUCUUUUAUAUAUCUACCUAUUUUGCAUCUGACAGUUAUUUCAUAUUGGCGAUAGCUGUUAAUUCUUCAUUUAAACAAGGUGCUCUCUGUGUAGUUUAAAAUCAGAAUCAGAAUAAAAUAC